Molecule: messenger RNA, 978 nt
Organism: Macrosiphum euphorbiae (potato aphid)
Lineage: Eukaryota; Metazoa; Arthropoda; Insecta; Hemiptera; Aphididae
Source: the annotation of a GenBank genome assembly
AUGUUCACAAAUAUGUCGAAACCCAAGAUAUUAUUGUCGCACAAUGAUUUUCCACCAGCAAUCAUUGCCAAAUUGAUGGAAACGUUUUACGUAAAAAUAAUCAACAAACCCAUGGUCGGUAGCACUUAUCAACUUCUAUUAGAUAACAUUCCCGGUACAUUUGGAUUGAUUAUAUCUGGGUGUAAAAUACCUAUAGACGAACAUUUGAUCGAAACAGCAGGUCCUAGUCUCAGGGUUAUCAGUUCAACAUCUAUGGGUUAUGAAUGCGUAGACACAAAUGCACUGAAGAAACGAGGAAUCGUAUUGGGGAACACUGUACACGCCACUACGGAUAGAGUCGCAGAACUCACAAUUGGUCUGUUAAUCGCUACGGCAAGAAAUGUUCUUGAUGCAAACCAACAGAUGAAAUCAGGUAAAUUGCCAACAUCACUCGGUACGGGCCUAACGAAUUCCGUAGUCGGCAUAAUUGGCUGUGGAAACAUUGGCAUUGCGGUGGCAAAAUUGCUGAGCGGGUUCAAAUUGAGUGAACUGCUGUACACAAGUCGUAAACCAAAGCCCGAGGUGGAAUGUCUCGGAGGACAAUUGGUGUCGAUCAACGAUUUAGUUGGACGCAGCGAUUACAUUAUUUUGGCCACGGUUUUGGUGCCCGAAACUAUGUAUAUCAUAAAUAAGGAUCGACUGGCACUCAUGAAGCCGAACGCUGUGAUAAUCAAUGUGGGUCGUGGCAAAUUAAUCAACCAAGAUGAUUUGGUCGAUGCUUUACGGACCAAACGUAUUCGUGGAGCCGGAUUAGACGUAACGACUCCAGAACCUCUUCCACCGGACCAUCCUUUGAUGACAAUGAAUAACGUUGUUAUUUUACCUCAUAUUGCUGGAAGAAACACUAUUGAAGCUGCUAUGGAAAAAGCACAGCUAACUAUCGAUAAUAUUUUUGCAGUAUUUAAUAACCAACCGAUGCCCGGUCAAGUAAAACUGUGA